Molecule: messenger RNA, 765 nt
Organism: Boeremia exigua
Lineage: Eukaryota; Fungi; Ascomycota; Dothideomycetes; Pleosporales; Didymellaceae
Product: HD domain-containing protein
Exons: 2
Coding region: 1-765 (254 amino acids)
Cellular component (GO): cytoplasm
Molecular function (GO): 5'-deoxynucleotidase activity
Source: RefSeq, a predicted model, not a curated record
AUGGCUGUCGACGAGGGCACACAGACCAACGGCGUCGCCGCGCCCGCCGCGGGGAAGCUCGACGCACAAGAGGUGCAGGAGAGCAAGUGGACGGUGCAGACCGUCCUCGCAGACAUCGAGCACGGCUACCAAGAAUCCACCGACUCGCCCGUCCCCUUCUUCCACCUCUUGGAGCGCCUCAAGACCACCAAGCGCGCGGGCUGGCGCCGCUUCGGCAUCGACAACUGCGAGAGCAUCUCCGACCACAUGUACCGCAUGAGCAUCCUGACGCUGAUGGCGCCGCAGUCGGUCAGCUCGCGGCUCGACAUCCUGCGGUGCUGCCGCAUGGCGCUGAUCCACGACAUGGCCGAGUCGCUGGUCGGCGACAUCACGCCCGUGGAUCCCGUGUCCAAGGAGGAGAAGAGCCGCCGCGAGUCGGAGACGAUGGAUUACAUCUGCACGAACCUGCUUGGCAAGUUCAACGGCGGGCUGAAUGGACAGGAUGUGCGCCAGAUCUGGCAGGAGUAUGAGGACAGCGUGACCGCGGAGAGUCUGUUUGUGCACGACAUCGACAAGAUCGAGCUGCUGCUGCAGAUGGUCGAGUACGAGCGCAGCCAGAAGUGCGAGACGGACCUGGGCGAGUUUACCUGGGUGGCGCAGAAGAUCCAAAGCCCGGAGAUCAAGACGUGGACUACGGCGGUAUUCCGCGAGAGACAGGAGCUGUGGAAGAAGGCGGGCAAGACGUGCAGCUGGCGCGCGGACACGGAGCCCAAGGACGAGGCGUAG